AUGGAUAACUCAGCUGAAAAUAAUGAUGUAGAAUGGGCGAUCGGUCUAAAUCGUUUUAUGCUGAAAAUUGUGGGUUUAUGGCCGCAAGGAAGUAAAAAUCAACGUGAAGAGUUAUCGUCUAAAUUUCGAUUGUUCUUCAAUGUCAUCACGUUGAUUUUUAUAUUGACAAUACCGGCUUUAGUGUCGCUGAUAAGGGUGUGGGGUGACAUGAUACUAGUGAUAGAUAAUUUACAAUAUACUUUGCCACUUUUGAUAACGACGCUAAAAGUCUUCAUUAUGUGGUACAACAAAGAAGCUUUAUCGCCAUUAAUUAAAAUGAUUGUGAAAGACUGGACAAAAAUAAAAAUGAAAGAAGAGAAAAGUGUCAUGUUAAAGCAAGCUAAAAUUACUCGUUUUCUCGCCAUGUGCGGAUUAUUCAUGAUACUUCUUACACUUCUGAUCACUCUCAGCUCUAUGUUUUCCGGACGAACACUUAGAUACGUGACAAAUCUUACCGAUCCUGGAAGGCCUUUGGCAAUUCAAGUCUACUAUCUGCACGAUACAUCCAACAGUCCGAAAUAUGAGUUAACGUAUCUGGUGCAAAUGGUCGCGCUGACCACAUCUGGUCUCUCUUACACAGCAGUCGACAACUUCCUUGGAUUACUAAUUCUGCAUAUAUGUGGUCAAAUGGAGAAUCUACAUCUUUUUCUAUCUAUGUUCAUAUUAACUUUCUGUCUUAUUUUUGGAUUCCUAUUUCUAGAAAUUAUGGCAAUCUCUGACAAAAUACAUCGCGCCACAUAUGAGUAUGUAUGGUACACUCUGGAACCGAAAGCAGCAAGAAAUUUAAUAUUAAUCAUGCUUCGUGCAAAGAAACCGCUCAAUAUUACUGCAGGAAAAACAUUUCCGAUGACAAUGGCUACAUUUUGUAAUUUACUGAAAACGUCAGCAGAUUACAUAUCCGUGUUACUUGCCAGACGAGCCAUUGCCAGAGAUCAAUGA
Messenger RNA from Pogonomyrmex barbatus (red harvester ant), 978 nucleotides. Its product is annotated as odorant receptor 10-like. Gene Ontology annotation, biological process: sensory perception of smell; detection of chemical stimulus involved in sensory perception of smell. The record is from RefSeq and is a predicted model, not a curated record. Gene Ontology annotation, cellular component: plasma membrane. Gene Ontology annotation, molecular function: odorant binding; olfactory receptor activity. NCBI's taxonomy places the organism in Eukaryota, Metazoa, Arthropoda, Insecta, Hymenoptera, Formicidae.